This is a messenger RNA of Penicillium argentinense, 762 nucleotides long. RefSeq lists its product as uncharacterized. Bases 1 to 762 code for a protein of 253 amino acids. The transcript is spliced from 2 exons. The record is from RefSeq and is a predicted model, not a curated record. Lineage: Eukaryota; Fungi; Ascomycota; Eurotiomycetes; Eurotiales; Aspergillaceae.
AUGACCCGCAAUCUUGAGACCGCUCGCAUCAUCUCACUGCCCCCCGAUGCAUUCUAUAUCGCCGAUUUCAUUUCGGAGGAUGAGGAGAAAUGGCUUUUACAAAAGGUCAAUCCCUACCCAUCAGCGCCUAUACCACGCUGGACCCAGCUAUCACACCGCCGCCUUCAAACAUGGCCAUCCGCGCUCACCAAAACAAACACUCUACUCGACUCCCCACUACCACCCUGGCUCAUAUCGCCCAUCAUCGAGCCAAGAUUCGCAGCACUAGGCAUCUUUGAUAACGCUCCACACGGCGCGCCUAACCAUGUUCUGGUAAAUGAAUACCGACCAGGACAGGGCAUCAUGCCUCACGAAGACGGUACAGCCUAUUACCCACUGGUCGCGACAGUCAGCCUGGGUGCUCCGAUUGUGCUCGAUCUAUACGCGAAGAAGCAUCGAGAUCAGGCGGCCAUGGAGGGUUCCGAUGAUAGUGAUCAAGUUCCCGACUCCGGUGCGAAGCCGCAGUUUCGGAUCCUCCAGGAACGUCGAAGCUUGCUUAUUACGCGAGGACUACUAUAUACGGAGUUCCUACAUGGGAUUGCCGAGUCGAGGACGGAUGAAGAUCUGGGGCCCUACUCUAUUUGUAACUGGCCGCUCUUGCGGGAGAGAGACUCGUUUCAUGAUGGCUGGUACCGCCGGGAGACGAGGACGAGCCUCACGUACCGAGAUGUGGCCAAGGUUGCGAAGAUGGGAGGAACUCUGAAGUUCAUGGGCGGAAAGUGA